GAUAGGUGAAAGGGCACACAAACAAUUUUUUGUAGAUCUAACCAAUGAAAUAGUUCAUGCCUGGUAAACAUUCAGAGGAUAAAGUCUAUAUUCAUUUGCUGUUUAGAAUCCACUAUUUGUCAAGAAAUACAAUCAGCAAUAUUUCAAGAAGUCAGACAUCUGUCAAAUAAAGUCCUUCCACUUCACAAACCCUAAGUGUUUGUGUAUUAACAAUACUUAAUAUGGUUUCUCUAUGCAGAGGUAAGAGAACCAGUUUGGUCUAGUAGUUAAAGCACUGGACUAGAUGUGAUGAGACUUGAGUUUUAGUCUUGCCCUAGCCAUGGAAGCUAGUUGGGUCAUCUUGAGCCAGUCUCUUUCUCUCAGUCCUAAGAAGAAGGUAAUGGCAAACAAUUUCUAAAACUGUUGCCAAGAAAACUGCAUGGACUUGCCCAUGUAGUCACCAUAAAGUCAAGAAUUGCUUGAAGGAUUUUUUAAAUGCGGAAGUAAAGAGCAUAUGAUAACAUCAGCAGUUUCCUGAAGAAAGAUCUUGUGCUACCUUUGGAACCAUCUCAUCAAUCUAAUACCAUUUUACAAAUCAGGAACAUUUCAAGUUUAUAUAGAGAAACAUGGAGCUACAGUAGGAAUGCCAGAAAGAGUUACCCCAGCUAUCUUUCAAAUCUGCCUUUCUUAUACUCUUAGAGCCAAACUUGCUCCUAACUGGAACCAAGCUGGUCACUUGUUGAUACAAGGGAGAGAUUUUUUGUCACAAAUGGGAAAGCAAAAUGCAGUUGUUAUGGACAUCAGUGUAUCAGAAACUCAACUCUGCAUCAGUGUGGAAGUGUGCAGUAUACGUUUACCGCCACCUGAGCUAGACGAUUUUGAUAUUUCAACAAACAUCAUAAAGAGCUUUGACAGUGACACUAAUGCAGUCAUUCCAAAAUGUUCUAUUUUAAGUAAUUGGUGUUAUGUUUUGCCAAGCAUGAAAAUGGGUCAGAUUAUGAGUAUCAGUCAUUUAAUUCCACCUGAUUCUCCAUUUCAUUCAUACAGUGAUUUACAGUUACAUUGGGAAAACCUGUAUGGCUACCUUCUGCCAGAGGAUUCUCAGACAUAUUUCAGUGUUUAUUUCAAACUGAUAGGGGAACAACUCUUUACAUAUCCUUCCAGUUGCAUCAGAAGUCAGCCCAUGCAAUACUUUCCCAGAGCAAAUUUAGAAGCUGUUUUAGAUUCUUUUGUUACUGAUCUGAAGACUGCCAUUCCUCAUAUAUGUGGAUUUCCUCUUAAGAUGACACAGAAAGCAGUGUGCACUACAAACAAUUUUACACCAGCAUCUGUUCAGAAAGUAAACUCUAAACCAGCCAACCUUAUUGCAAGAAGGAACUGCAAGGUACCUUUGACUCAAGUAGUUCAUAAAAAAGAUGAUGAGCAUGCUGGAAUAGUGGGAGACAAAGACAAUCAUGGACAAGAGCAGAAAACAUCAGAAAAUUCUGUUUUGACAUUGAAAUCAAAUGAAGCUACGAGGAUCAUACCCAUUUUCAAAGGAAAGCUACUGCAAAUGGAUAGGCAGUUCACUAAAAGAAUCAAUGAAAAGAAAACAAAAAAUGUUUCAAAAGAUUUACCAAAAAUAGUAAUAGCUAAUACAACUGCUAAAUUGGCUGUAUUUCGACCCAGUGCAGAUCAGGUUAACCAAUCAGUACAUGAUGCAUUGUUUCAAAAUAUUACAAAUAGAAGUGUUUCUCAGGUACAGGUGGGAAAAAAUGUUAGAUCUAACAAAUUUGUGUUAAAAGGAGAAAAUAAAGAUGUUGAGUGCCUGUUAAAUUUCCCUUUACCUAAUAGAACAGUUUUAGGUAAACAUUCCAGUAAAAUCAAAUCUGGAAAGCUACAUUUUUCUUUGAUAUCUUCUGAUGACCAAUCAGAGCAUCAUACAUCAAGCAUCUACCAGCUUUUGAAUAAACCUGCAAAUAUCAGUGUAGGCCAGAAUCUCAUGAGGUCGAAGAAAACUGAUGAAGUAGCUGAAGGAACUUCCAGAGUAUUUCAGAAUCAGAUACAAAAUCCAAUGAAGGAAACAAAAACAAAUGCUUGCAGAUUAACCAAUUCAGUGCCUGAAGGGCUGAUAGUAUCCAAUAAAUCCAAAAGAAAAGGAGAUUGGAAAGAAUCAGCAUCAUACCAAGACAUCACUAAGACAUCAAGUCCAUAUCUGCCUUUUAACUAUGUACAGGAAGAAGAAAGAAGUUAUGCAAAAUCUAAGAAACCAAGAACUAAUAAGCCAUCAAACUAGAAAAAGAUGCAAAUGAGAAAAUAAACAGCAGGUUUGUAGAAACUAAACUACAGAAGGGUGGUGGUGGUGGUGGUUUCAUUUAAGACUUGAAGUAUUUAAUUCAUACUGAACUUUUCUUGUUUCAUGAGUGAAUAAUUUAUGCUUAAAAAAUGGCCAAGUUCCUAUUUUUUUUCCACAGCAGUCAAGAAACCAUCUACAUUCAAACAGACAAAUAAGUCUCCAAUUCAUGCCUAGAAUCCCAUUCACUCAUACAAUGUAGUUAUUGAAUGUGUACAAAAUAAAUUAUUAUAAUUACUGAUUAAAUUUCUAGGCGGUUCAAUAACUGAUAUUCUCUGGGCAAAUAAUACAUAAGUUUAUGAGUUAUCUGCAUUGAAAUGAGCGAUGGAAACAUUACAGGCAAUAACAUCCAUUAGAGCUCUUAUAUUCUGAAUGUAUAUUUAGUAUGACCAAACUGAUAUGUGUUCGCAUGCAAUGCUAAACUGUAGUUUAGUACUACAUCCCAGCAGAAAGAAGACCAUGAAGUAAAAGGUUCAGUUAUUCAAUUCUCACUCUCUGCAUUAAGAGGAAGAAUAAAGUAGGAUUCUAGUUUAUUUUAGUUAAAUCCUGCCUUAUCAUUCAAUUUAAACCAGGAAUUAUGGUUAAAAUAAAACUGUAAACUCAUUGGUGGUCUGCCAACCCCUACUUAAGGGGGGAAUGAUGGGAAAAUAUCAAGAGCUGCAGGAGCAACAAGAGUUUCCCAUUUUCACUCUAGAGCCUGGUUUAGAAUUAUGUUCAAUCUUCCUUACAUGUCAUGAAUUUUGGUUUAUUUCCUACUGAAUGGGAUAAAUAAACAUUAAUAUUUGCUCACACAAUGCAGGUGUUUUGAAAUAGUGUUUUUGUUGCUGUUGUUAAAAAAAUAAACUUCUGUUUAAAACAUAAACUUCAUUCUUGACACUUACCUUAAAAGUUGUCAUUUGGAUUGUUUUUAUCAAUUUUGAAGAUUUCUUCCCUUAUAUUUUCUCUAUCCUGUAGUACUAAGACACCAUACUUACUGUAUCCUGCUUCUUUUCCAUAGCUGAAAGCAUAUAUUUACAUAAUUGUAAAUCAAAAUACACACUUUUCUUCAGAAGUUGUGAAGUAAUUAUUGUAGUUGAUUUGUU
This is a messenger RNA of Candoia aspera, 3393 nucleotides long. It is a transcript of the gene C3H18orf63, whose product is annotated as chromosome 3 C18orf63 homolog. NCBI's taxonomy places the organism in Eukaryota, Metazoa, Chordata, Lepidosauria, Squamata, Candoiidae. The transcript has 12 exons. Bases 623 to 2254 code for a protein of 543 amino acids. The record is from RefSeq and is a predicted model, not a curated record.